This is a messenger RNA of Ostrea edulis (European flat oyster), 4557 nucleotides long. RefSeq lists its product as uncharacterized. Lineage: Eukaryota; Metazoa; Mollusca; Bivalvia; Ostreida; Ostreidae. The record is from RefSeq and is a predicted model, not a curated record. Bases 2710 to 3207 code for a protein of 165 amino acids. The transcript has 6 exons.
CUACGAAAGUGAAAAUGGAUUGUUAAAGAUAUAUGAGUGCUCUAAAGAAACCACAACUCAUUUAAGACGCUCAAACAGGUCUGGAAAUUUCGUCGACACAGCAUUUCUUGUGUACAGUACCAAAGUGGAAUAUUUACGAUAGACAGUUAGACACUAGGCCUACUUGUUUAUAAAACCUAGUAUUUGUCCAAUGCAUCGUGAUUAGUUCGGUGUUUACUGAAGAGUCAACAAAAUAACACGCCAAUGUGAAGGUCAUCCCAAAACCUGUAAGGCGAAAGCGAGCAGAGGUAGACUGUACACAGCAAUCCUCAAGCAAAGAAUGUUGACUGCAUAAAAGACAACUCAUUACAGUGGGAACUGAAAGCUCCUAGGUUGCAGAAAGUUCCUACAUAAGAUUGUUAAUUUGUGAACUCUACUUUACCUCCCCAUGAUUAUGUGUCACAGGAUUUCUCUCAGGAAAGUACCACAUGUACCACCCCAUCUACCCUUUCAACUGAGUUAACUCAAGGAGCAUAUUCUGAUUGGGAACUUGAAAAUGGGAGUGACUGUGUUUUUGAUUAUUUAACCUGUUUUAAAACUGGUUGUUGCAUGAUGUCACUUUUUAAGGGUUGACUACCCAUUUAUGUUUUGUAAUUUGAUUUUGAUUUGUCAAUAUUUAAGAUCAUUGUUAGUUAUAAUUUUGAAAUAUAUUGAAAAAUUAUAAAUAUAAUUAGAGUCAAUAAAUUUAUGUGAAUUCAACAAUAUUUUGAAGAAUUAAAAAAAUCUAAGGUUUCGCUAGAUUUUUAAAAGCCAAACUUACUAAUUGUAUAAGUAAUAUUAAAUGUAUUAUUGUAAAUGUACUAUUUGAAAAUUUUAUUUCCUAACUUGCAAUCGAAACAAAUUGGCCCUAUCAAUGUGAAGUACAAUGAUUGUACAAAAUUGUAUAUUUUUAAGUCUUGUAUAUUUAUUACUGACUAAUGUUACUUUUGGUUGACCAUUGUCAUUUGUAAAUAUGAAGUUCAUGGAAUGAAGUAUGAAUUUAAUUUUAGUCUAAUAACCUAAAUGUUAACCUUUUUUGAUGUUUUUGAAGAAAAAGGCAUUACUUAAACCCUUAAUAUCUCAUUUGAUUUAUAAUUGCCAAGCUCAAUAAUAUGCUUUAAUGAUGUUUAGUAGUGUAUUUUGAAAUAAGUGCAAAAAAUAAAAAUAAAAUUAUUUCAUAGCCUGCUUUUUAAAGAUUUAACCCUUCUAAUAUGUACUUUUUCUUCAUUUAUGAAAGAUUGACAUAUUGCCAUUUUUAAAAUGUUGUUUGCCCUUUGAUUUGUGGUAUGUUUGAUUAUGAUUUAUUUCAUUUUGGGAGGCUUUAGUCUGUUGUAAUUAUGAAGUUCAUUUUAUGAUGUUUAACUUUGAUUUUAGUUUAAUAACAUAAAUGUACACAUAACAUUUUUGAAUACUUUUUUUAAAACAGACAUUAUCUAAAUCUUAAUAUAUCUCAUAUGAUUUUCAAAAACCAACCUUAAUAAAAUGUUUUGAUGCUGUUUAGUAGUCUAUUUUGACAUAAGUGUAAAAAAAAAAUAUUUCCUGGUCUGCUCUUGGAAGGUUUGACCCUUCAAAUAUGAACUUUUUCUUCAUUUCUGAGAAAUUGGAAAUAUGCCAAUUUUUAAGAGUUGUCUGCCCUUUGAUAUGUUUAAUUAUGACUCAUAUAAAUUUUGGAAAGCUAUUGUCUGCUGUUGUUAAGUUAAAAAAUAUAAAUAUACACUUAACCUUUUUCAAUUUUUUUUAAAACAAGCAUUAUCUAAAGCCUGAUAUCUCAUAUGAUUUUUAAAUGCGAAGCUCAAUAAUAUGAUUUGAUGAUAUUUAGUAGUCUAUUGUGGUAGUAGUAUGAAAAAGAAUUAUUUCCUAACCUGCUCUUGGAAGAUUUGGCCCUUCCAAUUUGUACUUUUUCUUCAUUUAUGAAAGAUUGGAUAUUGCCAAUUUUUAGGAGUUGUCUGCCCUUUAAUGCGUUUCAUGUUUGACUACGACUUAUGCCGUUUUUGGAAGAGGCGUGUCUGUUGUAACUUUGAAAUAAUUUUGAAAAAAAAAUGCAUUUGUAAAUUAAUUUUUUUUUAGUGAAAUAAAUAACUUUUCAUUUUUACCCUUUUUCUGGAUAUUUACAUAUAAUAUUGAUGAAAAUAUGUAAAAUACAGAUGGCGCUGCGUAUGGCGACCAUGUUGAAAAUAGCAAUUUGGGGGGGGGAUUUUUCAAUUACUAUUUUAGAUGUCUACCUACGCACCAAAUUUCAUCAAGAUGUGGUAACCUAUGAUUUGGACAGUGUUGCAUGAUAUUUCGCUAGACAGGCUCUUGAAAAAUCUUACUAGAUUAUCUUUGCAUUGAUUGCACUUUUAAGGAUAUGAAUACCUGUAUGAGCGUACUUCGCGUCUGCAGAGCACAAACACUUCUUAUUUGUUUUUCUAAGCAUCAAAUAAUAUUGAUAAAUUCAUGCACUCUUGUUUGUCAAAUUCCCCACAUACAGCAUCUUUUUUAUUUGCGGCAAUGCCAUUCUUACACUGUUUUCUAGUCCAGGAGUUCUUCCAGUUUUUGUCGGAAUUCUCAUUUCUACUUCUUGGUGUUUUAUAUGGGCAACAUCGUAGUGAUUUUAAUCGUUUCCUAACUUUACGCAUCCAUAUAGUUUAUAUUUAGGUCCCGGAUGUUUACCGGGUUAAAGUUACCGAUGUGUAUCGAACAAGUUGUAGUAUGGAAGGAAAAUCAUUGACAUUUUUUAUCGGCUUAUGCGCCCUUCCUUUGGUCUGCAAGUCUGCAAGAUACUGCUACACAUUCUACUAUUUUGAUGGAUCGUACUUUGAGUACAACUGCAAGUACGAAAUAACCAUUACAGAUAGAUUUGGAAUUGCCUUUGGAGUUGUGACUGGAGUGGGACUCCUGGUGUCUUUUUUUGUGUUUCUGUUGUGUAAACAUAGACAAAAUGCAUCAUACAACCAGACCAUAGCGUAUCAAACUACGCCAAGCCUUGGUUAUGCAGGUCACCAACGAAUCAUUCAAACUACGUUACCACCUGCUGUUAUUGCAAACACUGCACCACCCACUGAAAACCAUCCACCCCAGACACAAACAUACAACCAAGAGUCGGGCACCAAAAAUGCACGUGGAACAGAAGCAACACCAAUACCCCUAACUGGAACACAGUUAAAUAAUGAAGCUAGAAAAGACAAACCUCUACUAUAUAAGUUCUAAUCUACAAAGAGUGGGAUGUAAUAUCAACCACUAAUUGACUCUGGAAUUCAAAACUUCUUCGAGUUACCUGACACUCGGUGAUUUCCGUGUCGAUAAAACAAAUAAUGAUAAAGUACUGAGGAAGAAUUAGUCUUCAUUUGGUAUAUGCUGCAUAUUAUGGCUGUAAAUGUUUACGCUUGCUUUGAAAAUUCUAAACAACAUAACCUGGUUAAGCAGUCUUUUAGAUGGGACCGUGGGCCACAUAUGACGACCAAACUAAAUAUUUUGUACUUUGAAAAAUUAAUGUUUUUUAACACUUCUUAAUUUCGUGGUUUAUGCAAACAGCCCAUAUUUUUUUUAGAUAAUCACAUUUAAAAGUAGUGCCAGACUGUCAGCUGAUAGAAAAUGAAGGAAAAUGGACGCCUGGAUCACAUAUAGAAAUAUAUGAUUCAUCGCUAAGCGUGUAGGUUUUGUAUAUUUAUUCAACAAAAAUGUAUUAAUACGCAUUUGUUAUGAAUUUCUGUCAGAAGUAGAAGGAAAUCAGACUAUUGGUGAUAUUGGUGAACCUACUCUGUUGUAUUUUGGUUUGUUUGUUUGCUUUACGUCCCGUCGAGAUUUUUCACUCAUAUUGAGACGUCACCAGUUGUAAGUGAAGUACCACAUAUCAACGCUCAGGGUCCUAGCAGUAAGGAUUCAUUACCAUGCCAACGCCUACCGCGAGACAGGAUCUCCAUUUUAAAGAUCCUAUGUAAAAGACCCGUGAUUCUUGCUUCUAAAUGCCGAGCGUUUGAUGAAUGAGCAAUCAUUACGUAUAUUUGCGUCUUAGUUUUGACGUGGCCAUAUUACGAGCGGGACUCGAGCUCACGACCUUCCUUCUACGUGGUGUUCUCUGAGGAAAGCAGACUAGGAUUGUUCACUUGAAUCGCUGAUGUAUGAUGUUUUCCACCAUAGUACGUAUACAGUGCCGUAUAACAACUUCACUGAUCAACUGAAACAGCUCCCGCGAAAUACAGUCCAUUUUAACAUUUACCACUCUCAAUAUUUGUAACUGUUUCUCUUAGAAAGGUAUGUUUUUUUUUCUUGAAAUAGAGGACAGCGGUUACGGAAAAGGACGAGCGCGUGUCCCGAUUGUAGAAAUUAGUCAGCGCUUAUUAUGACGUCAUAGGUGAAAACUAAUAUAUGAAUAAGAUAAAUUAAAGAAUAAAUAAGAUGAAUCUACUUUUUUAGUUUACAGUUUCUUGAAAACCUUGUCUUUAUUCGUUGUUGGUUUAAAUGUUAUUUCAUUGUUGUACAUUGAUAACAAGAUAUCAUGAUUACAUACGUUAUAGUCAAUUAUUAUUGUUGUACGUAUAAUAAAGCAUCAAUAAUGAA